UCUCUCAUUUCAUUCUUGAUUUUCCUCUGAUUUUUUUUCUUUAUAUUUCUGUAAUUUUUUGUUUUGUUUUUAUUAUUUUCCAGCCGAAAAAUGCCCUCUGAUAAUAAAAAACGACGUGAAGCCAAGAAAAAAGAAUUGGCUAAAAGUAAACAUAGUAAUAAAAAAGAUUUGACCAAAGAACAAUCAAAUGAAAAUGGGUCAUCAUUGAUCAAUGGUGAUAACAAUGAUUUACCUCUUACUGAAGAAGAAGAAUUGGUCAAAAAACUUGAACAUGAUAUGAAAUUGAAUUCUGAAGCUCGUUCAUGUACCGGUGUAUUGGGUAUUCAUCCCCGUUCUCGUGAUAUUAAAAUUGAUAAUUUUUCCAUCACUUUUCAUGGCGUUGAAUUAUUGUCUGAUACUAAAAUUGAAUUAAAUUGUGGCCGACGAUAUGGUUUGAUAGGAGCUAAUGGUUGUGGAAAAUCUACAUUUUUAUCAUGUCUUGGACGGCGUGAAGUGCCCAUCCAAGAUCAUAUAGAUAUUUAUUAUCUUACUCGAGAAAUUCCACCAUCAGAAAUGACCGCUCUUCAAGCUGUACUCAACGUUGAUCAAGAACGAACACGAUUAGAAGCAUUAGCUGAAGAAUUGGUUCAAUAUGAUGAUGAAGAAAGUCAAGAACAAUUGCUCGAUAUUUAUGAUCGUCUUGAUGAAAUUGAUGCAGACAAAGCUAAAGCUAAAGCCGCUUAUAUUCUACGCGGUCUUGGAUUCGAUAAGGAUAUGCAAGAAAAGAAAUGCAAAGAUUUUUCUGGUGGAUGGCGCAUGAGAAUCGCUUUGGCCCGUGCUUUAUAUGUUAAGCCUCAUUUAUUGCUUUUAGAUGAACCGACUAAUCAUCUUGAUCUAGAUGCUUGUGUAUGGCUUGAAGAAGAACUGAAAUCAUAUAAACGAAUAUUGGUGAUCGUAUCACAUUCACAGGAUUUUCUUAAUGGUGUUUGCACUAAUAUUAUUCAUUUGACUAAAAGUAAAUUGAAAUAUUACACUGGCAACUAUGAUGCAUUUGUUAAAACUCGUCUUGAAUUGCUCGAGAAUCAAAUGAAGCGAUAUAAUUGGGAACAAGCACAAAUCGCCCAUAUGAAAGAUUAUAUUGCUCGUUUUGGUCAUGGUAGCGCCAAAUUAGCUCGACAAGCACAAAGUAAAGAAAAAACAUUAGGCAAAAUGAUGGCUAGUGGAUUAACUGAGCGAGUUGUAAACGAUAAGAAUGUCUCAUUCUAUUUCCCAUCUUGUGGUACAAUUCCACCGCCGGUUAUUAUGGUACAAAAUGUUUCAUUUCGAUAUAGUGACACUACACCUUGGAUCUAUAAAAGUCUUGAUUUCGGUAUCGAUCUGGAUUCUCGUCUGGCCUUGGUCGGUCCAAAUGGUGCGGGAAAAUCUACACUGUUGAAGUUGUUAUGUGGUGAGUUAGUACCAACCGAAGGAUUGGUACGGACACAUUCACAUUUGAAGAUUGCUCGUUAUCACCAACAUUUGCAUGAACAACUUGAGCUUGAUAUUUCAGCUCUCGAAUAUAUGAUGAAAAGUUUCCCUGAAGUCAAGGAAAAAGAAGAGAUGCGUAAAAUUAUUGGCCGCUAUGGUUUGACUGGCCGGCAACAGAUUUGUCCCAUUCGACAAUUAUCCGAUGGACAACGAUGUAGAGUUGUAUUUGCUUGGUUGGCCUGGCAAGUUCCGCAUCUUUUACUUUUGGACGAACCAACCAAUCAUUUAGAUAUGGAAACCAUUGAUGCUUUAGCCGAUGCUAUCAAUGAUUUCGAAGGUGGUAUGGUAUUGGUUAGUCACGAUUUCCGUCUAAUCAGCCAGGUGGCCGAAGAAAUUUGGAUCUGUGAAAAAGAAACCGUCACGAAAUGGGAUGCAACCAUACAAGAGUACAAAGAAUUUUUACGUGAAAAAAUAUUGAAAGAUAAUCAAAAAGAUUAAAUCAAAAACACGAACAAAACAAGGUGGAAAAACUCUGGAUUGAUCUUUAUUAGGAUA
Dermatophagoides farinae (American house dust mite) is the source of this 2001-nucleotide messenger RNA. RefSeq names its product ATP-binding cassette sub-family F member 2. The record is from RefSeq and is a predicted model, not a curated record. Gene Ontology annotation, molecular function: ATP hydrolysis activity; ATP binding. NCBI's taxonomy places the organism in Eukaryota, Metazoa, Arthropoda, Arachnida, Sarcoptiformes, Pyroglyphidae.